GGUGGCGACCCGGUCCCGGCGCGCUGCGCGAAUACGCCCUGCAAGGAUGCCCUACGUCGGCGCUGGCGCGCCGCUGCACGAGCAGUACGUGCAGCGGCUUCCGCUUCAUGAGCUCUGGUGGCGGCUCCUCGAGCCGUACAAGCAGCCCGAGUGCCCGACACACGUUAUGGUCACUGCAGCGGAGCUGCCCAGCUUCAACGCCACGUCUGGUUCGUUCUCGGACAUGAAGGGGAACCAGACGAGCCGAAUGGGCGUGUACGAGCGCACUGAGCACCUCGAGCACUUCCGGCCCGUCUACCGGCAAAAGAUGAACGCCAACGACGAGUUCAUUGAGAGCGGCGAGUACCUCUACUACAUGACCGACCUCUCCAAGGACAACUGGGUCAUCGGGCCGGAGCCAGGCGGCAUCCUGCGCGGCAUACAGUCGAGCGGGAGCUCGGGCGCGCACUGCCCGAACAUGGCGAUGGGCUGGGUCGGCGCGACGGGCGGCAAGGAGAACGGAGGCUGGUCGCCGCCAGGCGGUGUCAGCGUCGCGCCCAAGUACUGCGGCUUCGAAGGGCCAAAGCUGGUGUGGGAGCCCGUCAUCCGCGCUUGCGGCGACAGCUCGCAAACCGCGCUGCUCGUCUCGUCCAUCACGGAGUGCGCCAUGCGCAUGGGCGACGAGGUGGACUCGAUCGCCGGUCUCGGCCCGAGCGGGACCUUUUGGGUGGACGGCGCAGAGCGUGCCUCGACGCAUUGGAACUUCGCCUACGAGCCGCGCGCCGCCGUCGGGCUGAAGGACCCCGACAUGCUCGAGCAGAAGGACACGCUGCAGCCGUCGGGCCACUCGGGAACUCGAAUGGGCCAGCUCGACCUCGAGACGGCCAACGACAUGGCAAAAAGCGCUAGAUGCAAAAUAUUGUGCCUGGCCUUCCCUGGGUGCACGAGGCGCGUCGCUUGGGUGGAGAAUGCCGAGGCGCAGCUGCGCUCUUACCGCACCUGCCGGGACAACCCGCAGUACAUCGCCGGGAUGCCGCACACGCAAGAGCUCAGGGGGUACGGCUUCACCGCGCCGGACGAGGUGUCGAGCAUGGGCGUGCCGCGCUGCGCAGAGAUCCAGCAGAUGCGCGGCCGCUGCGGUGUGACAGAUUUCGAGAACUCCGCGCCUAGCAGCUAG
Emiliania huxleyi CCMP1516 is the source of this 1156-nucleotide messenger RNA. RefSeq lists its product as hypothetical. The transcript is spliced from 6 exons. Lineage: Eukaryota; Haptophyta; Isochrysidales; Noelaerhabdaceae. Bases 47 to 1156 code for a protein of 369 amino acids. The record is from RefSeq and is a predicted model, not a curated record.